AUGUUGGAACUCAGGGACGAAUUUGGUGGCUCAGGGGUGUCGCAUGUUGGACCGCCAACGCGUGUUUUGGCGGAGAUCAACACUCGACUGACCCUGCAUGAGAGCAGCCUCUCGCUCCUCGACGACAACAACACACGCGCACCAAAAACCUGUUUCUGUUACAUCCUGAUUGCACAUCUUUUCCGAAAAACGAUUUUAUCCGCCCGAAAUCGGCGCGUAGCUCCUGCGAGUGCAGUGGAUCGGCUUGCCUUUACUGUCAUCAUCCUCGUCACCCGCAUUUGCCUCUUGGACAUCCGCAAAGCCUCAGACGCUUUCGCAGCCUCGAGCACCAUGGCGGAACACGAGUCAAACGGCGCAGAGGCGUCGACCAAACCUCAUCUCCCAUCUGGCGGCGCCAAUCUUGUAGACCCACCAGCUUCCACGAACGCGGCUGAGAGUCUCGAAGAGCAAGCUAUCACCGACGACCAGACCUCCUCUGUACCGACAGUCGCCGAAGACGCACUACCACAGCACCAGAAGGAGCAGCUUCCAGCAUCGGAAGAAAUUCGAUUGGAUCAGGCAGCACCCGCCGAAAGUACCUCAACGACAGCCAGUGUGCCCGGCAUCACCGUCUCGGACGCCUCCAAAGGCGACGCACUCGGUGCCAGCGGAGCUCCCGAGACCGACUCAGCUGCUGCACAACCGCAAUCCGCACCGACAACGGAAACAGAAGUACAAACAGAAGCACCGCAGCCACCAGCAAAAGAGCCUUUGUCAGAGCAAAACACACGCCAGACCAUCGUGGACAAUGCAGCUUCCGAGCCAACCGCAGAUGUUGCGGUCACCGCGCCCCCACCGCCUCCGGAGGUAUCAAGCUCGCGCGCCAGCAUGUCUAGGACGCGUCGCUCCUCCUCCGUCUCGACCACAGCCACCGCUGCCACCACCGUCCACUCGCGCUCAAGCCUCAGAAGCUUAAACAAGGGCAGUGCUGUCUUUGUCAUUGGCGCGUUGGAGACCAUCGCCGGUGCCAAGGAAGCCAGAAAGGACAAGGAGCUCAAGGAGGCCACCAAUAUCGCUUUGGACAUGGUCAAGGCUUCGGCCGCCCGCACCUCUUCAUUGAAAGCGUCCGACCAAGAGCAGCCCGUCCUGGAUCCACGAGUCGUCUUUGAACCUCUCCGCUUGGCAUGCAGAACGCGCAGCAACAACCUCACCAUCACCAGUCUCGAUUGCAUCAGCAAGCUCGUCAGCUACGCCUUCUUUGCCGAAGAUGACCCAGCUCAGGUCGCAAGCGCCAUCAUCGCUGCCGGCCAGCCACCACAGACGCUUGCGGAUCUCGUUACCGACACGGUCUGCGAUUGCUAUCAAGAGAACCUGGACGACAAGGUGGCGCUGCAGAUCAUCAAGGCCCUGCUCGCCUCGGUGCUAUCAACAACAGUCCACGUCCACCAAUCCAGUCUGCUCAAGGCGGUCCGAACCGUCUACAACAUCUUCCUCAUGAGCAAGUCGCCCGCCAACCAGGCGAUUGCUCAAGGCAGUCUAACGCAGAUGGUCCAUCACGUCUUUGCACGUGUCCCUCGAAGCACCGUGCCUGGCUCCGGCGCAGUCUCGACGUCUCACAGCACCUCUGACGUGACCCAGUCGCGGUCCAACGGGCAUUCGGAUGCACACAAAGCCGACACCUCGUCGCACACCGACGACGCUGCCGGUCAAGGUGACGACGCAAGCGGCUCUGCUGCACAAGAGAACAACGAGAAGAUCACCCUGCAGACUUUUGAGAACCGCAAAUCCUUCGAAGGCGCAUCCGAACGCGACAAUGCCGGUAGUCUAGCCAACAUGAGCACCUCCGAACUCUUUGUCAAGGAUGCCUUCCUCGUAUUGCGUGCGCUAUGCAAACUCACCAUGAAGCCGCUCGGUACCGAGAGCGAGCGCGACGUCAAGUCGCACGCAAUGCGAUCAAAGCUGCUCUCGCUCCAUCUCAUCCUCACCAUCAUCCAAUCACAUAUGGCCAUCUUCACCGACCCCAGCGUCAUCAUCCACAGCACCACCACCGGCGAGCAGACCCAAUUCGUUCAAGCAGUCAAGCAGUACCUCUGCCUCAGUCUCAGUCGGAACGCCGUCUCGAGCGUCAACCAGGUGUUCGAGAUCAGCUGCGAGAUCUUCUGGCUCAUCCUAGAUGGCAUGCGUACGAAGCUCAAGAAGGAGAUCGAGGUGCUGCUCAAUGAGAUCUUCCUGCCCAUCCUCGAGAUGCGUACUUCCACGGCGAGACAAAAGUCCAUCCUACUCGGUGUAAUGAUCCGUCUCUGCCAAGAUCCGCAGGCAUUGGUCGAGAUCUACCUAAACUACGAUUGCGAUAGGACGGCGCUGGACAAUAUCUACGAGCGUCUGAUGAACGUCAUCUCCAAGAUCUCGCAGGCCCACGUCUCACCCAAUGCCGACGGAAAGGGUGACAAGGAUGCUGCAUCGGCUUCGACCUCGGGAGCUGCAUUGCCUAAGGCGAGCGGCUCGGGCCCAUCCAUCCCACCUGCACUCAGUACUGCUGCAGCUGGCGAAGCUUCCCAUGACUCAGGGUCGACGCCGUCCGCGGCCAACCAGUCGGUGGAGGCACGCCUGAAGCGACAGAGUCUGGACUGUCUCUGCUCGGUGCUGCGUUCCUUGGUGGUCUGGUCGAGCCGUGCUCCCGUGCCAGCAGAAGCAGCAAGUCACUACCUCGGCGGACAUCCUGGCGACAACACCGGCUCACCACGCGCCAGCGAAGACAUCCGUAUCGGCAACGAGACCAUCACCGUCGACAGCGAAAACCUCAUGGAGUCGGCUUCCUCAGCCGGUGUUCCAGGUCCUCUGUCCAAUCUCGGCGCAAGCACCGCAUCCGAGAACAGUCGCGGUCAGACGCCCGAGCCACAAGACGACCCAAGCCGCUUCGAGAACGCCAAGCAACGCAAGACCAUCCUUCUCGAGGCGAUCCGCAAGUUCAACUUCAAACCCAAGCGUGGAAUCGACGAUCUCAUCAAGAACGGCUUCAUCCGCUCGCGCGAGCCCGCCGACAUAGCGCGCUUCCUCCUCUACGCCGACGGUCUCAGCAAGGCGCAGAUCGGCGAGUUCUUGGGCGAAGGUACGCCGGAAAGCAAUGCCAUCAUGCACGCCUUUGUCGACAUGAUGAACUUCGAGGGGCUCGGUUUCACGGAUGCGCUUCGACGGUUCUUGCAGGCGUUCAGGUUGCCGGGAGAGUCGCAGAAGAUCGAUCGAUACAUGCUCAAGUUUGCCGAGCGGUUCGUGCACGGCAACCCGAACGCGUUUGCCAAUGCCGACACUGCUUACGUCUUCGCCUAUUCGGUCAUCAUGCUCAACACGGACGCGCACAACCCGCAGGUCAAGCAUAGGAUGACGUUCAAAGACUUUGUCAAGAACAACUCGGGUAUCGACGAUGGUAAGAGCUUGCCGGACGAGUAUCUGCGCUCGGUGUUUGACGAGAUUCAGACCAACGAGAUCAAGAUGAAGGACGAGGUGGCAGCUCCUGCACCUGCGGCUGCGUCGUCAGGGUUGGCCAAUGCUAUUGCCACGGUCGGAAGAGACUUGCAACGAGAAGCGUACGUGCUGCAAUCCGAGGGGAUGGCGAACAAGACCGAGGCGCUAUUCAGGACCAUGGUUCGUGCACAGAGACGCAUCGGCCCGCAACAGAGGGCUGCGGCGGAACAGUUCUUCUCCGCGUCGCACUUUGAGCACGUCAAGCCCAUGUUCGAGGUGGCUUGGAUGCCGUUCCUGGCCGGAAUCUCUGGACCGCUGCAGGAGUCGGACGAUGCAGAGGUCGUCGAGAAGUGUCUCGAGGGUUUCCGCGACGCCAUCAAGAUCGUCUCGCUGUUCGGUCUGGAGUUGGAGAGGAACGCUUUCGUGACGACGCUGGCUAAGUUCACAUUCCUGAACAAUCUGGGCGAGAUGAAGAGCAAGAACGUUGAGGCGAUCAAGACGCUGCUCGGAGUAGCGCACAGCGAGGGCAACUAUCUCAAGGGCAGUUGGCGCGAAGUCUUGACGUGUGUCAGCCAGUUGGAGCGCUUCCAGCUUAUCAGCGGCGGGAUGGACGGUCGACAGCUCCCUGAUUUGGGAAGACGAACCUCGGCUGCGUCGGGGCCUGCUGCCGGUGCCAACGGCAAUCGAGCAAGACCGCCUUCUCUGCCCAACAGCGAAGUGGUGCAGGCAGGUGCAUCGUCGGAGGUCACCGUUGCAGCCGACAUGGUAUUCUCCUCGAGCGCCUCGCUGUCCGGUACGGCGAUCGUCGACUUUGUUCAGGCGCUCUCCGAUGUCUCGUGGGAAGAGAUCCAGUCGUCAGGCCUGACGGAACAUCCACGAAUGUUUUCGCUGCAAAAGCUCGUCGAGAUCUCUUACUACAACAUGGGUCGAAUCCGUAUGGAAUGGUCCAACAUCUGGGCCAUCCUUGGUGAACACUUCAACAUGGUCUGCUGCCACCCGAACGUGCACGUUUCCGCCUUUGGUCUCGAUUCCCUCCGCCAGCUAGCGAUGCGAUUCUUGGAGAAGGAGGAACUGCCGCACUUCAAGUUCCAGAAGGAUUUCUUGAAGCCGUUCGAGAUCACGAUGCAGCGCAACAGGAACUUGGAGGCCAAGGAGAUGGUGUUGCAGUGUUUGGAGCAGAUGAUCCAGUCCAGGGUGGACAACAUCAGGUCCGGGUGGAGGACGAUGUUCGGCGUGUUCGGUGCGGCAUCCCUGGCGCCUUCCGAGAGGGUCUCUGCGUAUGCGUUUGACUUGGUUCGCCAGCUCAACGUCAAACAUCUCGGUGCGAUCAUCGUCAAUGGAUCCUUUGCGGACCUUGCCAUCUGCGCAACGCAUUUCGCCAAAGCCAACAAGCAGAAGAUCAGUCUGCAAGCGACCGAGCUUCUCCGCGGUCUGGUCGAGGCGAUGCUCAGUGCGAAGGAAUGCCCGAUCGAAGAAGGUGGUGAUCCGGGACCUGCAGCGAGCACACCCAUGUCGGACGAUCCGAUGGUUCGAUUCUGGUUCCCUGUGCUGUUCGCCUUCCACGACAUCAUCAUGACCGGCGACGAUCUCGAGGUUCGUAGGGUCGCGCUCGACAGUCUCUUCUCCAUCCUCAAGCAGUACGGUCGUUCGUUCCGACCCGACUUCUGGGACACGGUGUGCCAGGAGAUCCUCUUCCCCAUCUUUGCCGUCCUCCGAUCUCGGCAGGAUGUCACGCGGUUCUCGUCGCACGAAGACAUGUCGGUGUGGCUCAGCACGACGCUCAUCCAAGCUCUGCGCAACCUGGUCGACCUCUGGACGUUCUACUUUGAGACGUUGGAGAGGCUGCUCCCUGGGCUGCUGGAUCUGCUGUGUGCGUGCAUUUGCCAGGAGAACGACACGCUGGCGAGGAUCGGGACGAGUUGCCUGCAGGGGUUGUUGGAGAAGAAUGUGAGGAAGUUGAGCGAGGAGAAGUGGGCGUUGGUGGUGGAUACGUUUUUGCAGCUGUUCAGGACUACGACGGCGCAUCAGUUGUUUGAUCCGGUGUUGAGGGCUGAUGGGUCCACACCCGGAGGAUCGGGAGCACCGGCCGAUUCGCCGCAGGAUGUCGUGGGGGGUGUGGCAGCGGGGACGAACGGAUUCCAGCGUCCCAAUCCUCUUUCUCCCGGACCCACGACUGAACCGCUUCCCGAAGCGGCAGAACCACAACCAGCGGUUCAACCCAUGUCGAGCUCAGACCGACGCCGAGCAUUCAAGCAGAUCAUCGUCAAAUGCGUCCUGCAACUCUUGCUCAUCGAAACGACGCACGAGCUGCUGCAAAACGAAGAGGUGUACCUCACCAUGCCCGCUGCCCAACUCUUGCGACUUACGAGCGUCCUGGAGGACUCGUACACCUUUUCGAAACGCUUCAACGCCGACAAGGAUCUUCGCGUCGCUCUGUGGAAGGUGGGAUUCAUGAAGCAACUCCCCAAUCUGCUGAAGCAGGAAUCGUCGUCGGCGGCGACACUGGUGCACAUCCUGGUCCGAAUGCACGGCGACGAUCGUGCGGAUCAUGUGGCGCUUCAAGGCAGGAUCAGAGAGAAACUGGUUCCGCUGGGCUACGAUAUCGUAUGUGGAUUCUUGCCGUUGGAUCCCGAGACUCAGGCGAGGAACAUCGCAGCAUGGAGUCCCGUGGUGGGCGAGAUUUUCACGGGCAUCUGCACUUUCGACGACGCGCAAGAGCAAGAUGGAGACAAGGUGUUUACGAAGCACAGCGGCGAGUUCUAUGCGCUGGCGGUGGAUCUGCUGAGCAAGGAGCCGUUGCCCGGUGAGAUCGCCGAGGCGUUGAGGACGUUCUUGUUCAAAGUUGGUGUCACCAGGGGAAUGAUAGAUCCGGUCAAGGAGGAGGAGAGGAAGAGGAGCGUGAGGGACGGCAAGGAGAAGGAAAAGUUGUUGGGCGAAGGGAUGAGGAGGGUCAGCAUGCAGGUGCCCGAACAGUGA
Molecule: messenger RNA, 6417 nt
Organism: Pseudozyma hubeiensis SY62
Lineage: Eukaryota; Fungi; Basidiomycota; Ustilaginomycetes; Ustilaginales; Ustilaginaceae
Exons: 2
Coding region: 1-6417 (2138 amino acids)
Biological process (GO): regulation of ARF protein signal transduction
Molecular function (GO): guanyl-nucleotide exchange factor activity
Source: RefSeq, a predicted model, not a curated record